AUGGCAGAAACUACUCCAAGAAGGUGUGGCUUGUGUUGGAUGCUGUGGGACCAUUUUACUUUCGUCGCCAGGGUUUGGGGAAUUUUAACGGCAAUCGGUUUAUGGGGUAUUGGUAUUGAAACAUGUCAUCGAGGAGAUCACAUUGAAAUUGGUGUUUAUCUUAUAUUUACUGCCAUAAUUGUUACUUUUUUUGAAGCCUUGUUUUUACUGAAUCCAUGUGUUAAGAAGUGUUGCAGUGAAGACACUUGUUGUGGUAAAUGUUGGAGUGGCAUCCUCUGGAUAGAUAAUUGGAAGCGAGGUAUUCUUUAUAUAUUGUUAUCCAUAGUAUGUUUUCUAAACCCACACACAGUAUGGAUGGCUGUUAUAUCAGGCAUAAUGUUGAUAAUUAGUGCUGUAUUGCACUCAUUACAUACGAUAAAAGAUGCCAAGGACAAGCAAGGUAUUUCAAACGAAAAUUAUGGACGUUUUCGAGAAGUUGAAGGGGAUGAUAUGAUAGCUCCAAUUGGUGGCGCACGAGUUGAUGCAGCAACGCAUAGUAUUCAUAAUAUUGAACCCUUGUUUAAAGAAGAUGCAUGGAAUGAUGAGAGUACAAAAGAUGUGGAGGAAGAAAUUCGAUCAAAUCCAUUUAGAGAUGAAAGUACAGAGCGCAAGCGAAGCAAUUCUUUUGAUCUCGGGACAGGAAGCAGUGGUCUUGCGGCAGAUGAUGCACAAGUUACCGGAACGCUAGAAGUUUGAUUCUGAAGUACAUAUAGUUUAAAAAGAAACAAAAAAAAAACUGUUGUAAUUUGAAAACUGUAUUAUUAUAUUUUAUGUUUCUGAAUAUUAGAAUUUUUAAUAGAACAACUGCAUGAUGGGUAAAACUGCAUGCAAUUCAUGCGUUUUGCAAUUGAUGUGAGUUUUGAUAGUGAGUUACUAUUUAAGACUGAGAAGGAAAGUGACUUUCGGGAAUCGGGAAUAUUACCGUGAAUCAUGUCGUUUAGCGUUAUUCUUUCCUGAUGUUAUCUAUUGUAAUACAGAGUGUAGCUGUUUAUUCAAAUGGAGCAUUCUAAUUGGUUGAUUGGUACCCGGUUUGCCUGAUUAUGAGACACUAUAUCUGAGCCCUAUUUGAGGUUGUUUUUGAACUCUCCAAAAAAUUGUGCAUGGAUUGAAAAUAUUGAAUGUUUUACCAACACUUCUAUGAAUCAUUCAUGUUAAGGGACCUUGCCAUAUUAUCACAUGAUUACGGGCAGUGCUUCAUUCUUUAUCCUCUAUUAUAUAUUGCCACUAUCAGAAUUUGAGGUUUUUAUGAUGUCAUAGCUGUGCAUUAUCACGUGAUAAUGGGCAGUGUAUCAUCCUUUAUCCUCUAUUUUAUAUUGCCACUAUCAGAAUUUGAGGUUUUUAUGAUGUCAUAGCUGUACAUUAUCACAUGAUUUUGGGCAGUGCAUCAUUCUUUAUCCUCUAUUAUAUAUUGCCACUAUCAGAAUUUGAGAUUUUUAUGAUGACAUAGCUGUACAUUAUCACAUGAUUUUGGGCAGUGCAUCAUCCUUUAUCCUCUAUUAUAU
Molecule: messenger RNA, 1541 nt
Organism: Saccoglossus kowalevskii
Lineage: Eukaryota; Metazoa; Hemichordata; Enteropneusta; Harrimaniidae
Product: transmembrane protein 72-like
Source: RefSeq, a predicted model, not a curated record